AUGAAAGACAUCGGUGAUGCGUCUUAUGUCAUUGGCAUUAAGAUUCAUAGAGAUAGACAUCAAGUUAUUGUCUUUAUGGCUAAGAAUAACAAAUGUGAUAGUCGAAGAAAGCAUAUCGACAUCAAGUAUCUAGCCAUAAGAGAACAUGUUAAAGCUAAGAAAGUGGUCAUUCAACACGUUAGCACUAAACUGAGUCAAAACAAUUUUCAUGGAGACCUGAAGGGGCUUAUUUUUCCUAACAUUCAGAGGCUCUACUUGGGUGGUAAUGGUUUCACCGGAAAGAUACCUGUUUUGUUGUCCAAUGCACCAAAUCUUGUCCAGCUAGAUUUGACAGCUAACAAGUUCACUGGAUCCAUACCCUUAAGUUUUGGAAAACUCAUGGCUCUCCUUUUCCUUAAUGUCAAUUCUAAUCAGCUCAUAAGUGAUGAUCUAAAUUUUCUUACUCCAUUAACAAAUUGUAGCAGGCUACAGUUUCUUGAUAUUGCCUACAACCAGUUCACUGGCGAGCUCCCCUGCUCGAUUGGUAACUUAUCAUCCCAGUUGAGUUGGCUAAACUUUUACAAUAAUUAUAUACAUGGGAGUAUUCAUGCAGAAUUUCCAAAUCUUGUUGGUUUAAACACAUUAGGGAUGGGCCUAAACUACUUAACAGUUGACCUUUCUCACAACAGCAUAAACGGGACCAUUCAGAAACAUUUCAUCGGUCUUUUCAUAUUUUCUAGAACACUUAACUUGUCACAUAAUUGCUUGAUUGGUGCAUUGCCUAGUGAUGUUGGAAACAUGCAACUUCUGGAUGCACUUGAUGUUUCAUACAAUAGAUUGUCCGAUGAGAUACCUAAUGAGAUAGGCCAAUGUUUUUCUUUAAACAAGCUUUAUCUUCAGUUUAACCUCUUCCAAAGAACCAUUCCAAAUAUGGGACAAUUGACGGGCAACGUUCCCUUAGAUGGUGUGUUCAAGAAUACUAGUUUAGUUGAAAUAGAAGGAAACAACCUUUGUGGGGGAAUCUCACAGCUAGAUUUACAUCCAUGCGUUGUAACAAACAAAGGGAAACCAAGAAAGAAAGAUGUUUCACUUAAGGUCACGCUGGCAAUGGUCAUUACAUUUUCUUUCUUGCUUCUGGCAUUAUCCACAUUCACCUUCAUUUACAAGAAGAAGAACUCAAGAACUGAACUUCCUCCGACACCAUCAUCCGAGGAUAUCCACUUCCACCCCAAAAUAAUAUACAAGGAGCUUCAUAAUGCAACCAGGGGAUUCUCAUCACAGAAUCUGAUUGGGAUCGAUAACUUUGGCAGAGUAUACGAAGGAGCUCUUCCCCCAAGUGAAAUAGCUAUUGCAGUUAAGGUUCUUGAUCUCCAACAGAAAGGAGCUUCCAAAAGCUUACUAGCUAAAUGCCAAGCAUUAAGUAACAUUCACCACAGAAACCUCAUAAAGGUUCUAAGUAUAUGCUCAAGUUCUGAUUUACAGGGAAACGAUUUCAAGGCUCUUAUAUACCAAUUCCUGCCAAAUGGGAGCUUGGAUAAGUGGCUGCAUCCUCAAGAAAGACAACGUGUAUAUUGCCCAACACCGGUAGUUCAUUGUGAUCUAAAUCAUAGCAAUGUGCUUCUUGACAAUGAUCUGAAAGCUCAUGUUAGUGAUUUUGGCAUCGUGAGGGUGCUUGUAAAGUUCAACAGAGAAACUAAUGUGAAUCAGUUAAGCUCCUUGGUUAUUAAAGGAACCAUUGGAUAUACAGCUCCAGGUUAUAUACUUAAGUACAAUUAUAAAUAUCUGUUAGAAGCUAUGCAUCCACCAAAACAAUGCAUGGAAGGACCUGGUUAUCUACCAGUUCCCUUAUGCAGUGGAACAAGAAAAUAA
Lycium barbarum (goji berry) is the source of this 1848-nucleotide messenger RNA. Its product is annotated as LRR receptor-like serine/threonine-protein kinase EFR. The transcript is spliced from 6 exons. Gene Ontology annotation, molecular function: protein binding; protein kinase activity; ATP binding. The coding region runs from base 1 to 1848 and encodes 615 amino acids. The record is from RefSeq and is a predicted model, not a curated record. Gene Ontology annotation, biological process: protein phosphorylation. Lineage: Eukaryota; Viridiplantae; Streptophyta; Magnoliopsida; Solanales; Solanaceae.